This is a messenger RNA of Aspergillus steynii IBT 23096, 1026 nucleotides long. Its product is annotated as class II aldolase/adducin domain protein. The record is from RefSeq and is a predicted model, not a curated record. Gene Ontology annotation, molecular function: actin filament binding. The transcript has 5 exons. Bases 62 to 970 code for a protein of 302 amino acids. Gene Ontology annotation, cellular component: cytoskeleton. NCBI's taxonomy places the organism in Eukaryota, Fungi, Ascomycota, Eurotiomycetes, Eurotiales, Aspergillaceae.
UGCAUGUGUUUAUUGUACUCAAUCAACGGAACAUUAGACGCCAAAGAAGACAGAAACCACAAUGUCCACCACCAGUACCACCACCACGACUCAAGCCCUUCCCCACCGCACAGUCGUCGCGCAGGACUCCAUCCCGCCCGCCGAAUCCAGCGCCGCCUUCCAAGCCCUCGCUCGCGGCGAUCGCAAUGGCAAACUAAAGCUGCGAGGAAUACCCUCGUUCGCAGACCCCCUUGCUAAGCGCCAGUGGGUGCGCGAACACAUGGCUGCUGCGUUCCGCUUCUUUGGAAGACAGGGCUACGGCGAGGGUAUCUCCGGGCACAUUUCUGUGAGAGAUCCCGUCCUGCCCGAGCAUUUCUGGAUGAACCCGUUCGCCAAACACUUCUCGCUGAUGAAAGCGUCCGAUCUCGUUCUUGUUGACGCCAACGGGUACGUCGUCGAGGGCGGCAAUCAAGCUGUCAUCAACGAGGCCGGCUUCAUCAUUCAUUCCGAGGUGCACCGUGCUAGACCGGAUGUUAUGGCCGUCGCGCAUACGCAUGGCGUGUAUGGCAAAACUUGGAGCGCGUUCGGGAAGCCGGUCGAGAUGAUUACUCAGGAUGCUUGUAACUUCUACGGCAAGUUGAGCGUGUAUGAAGAGCAUGGUGGGAUUGCGCUUGCGCAGGACGAGGGACGAGCGAUUGCAAAGGCUCUGGGUAAAGAGAAUAUUGCGGCUAUUUUGCAGAAUCAUGGAUUGAUCACCGUUGGCUCGACUGUUGACGAGGCGGCUUUCCUCUUCUACAGUCUCGAUAAGGCUUGUCAUUCGCAGUUGAUGGCUGAGGCUGCGGCUGCGAAUGGAGUGGCGAAGAAGAUCAUUCCUGAUAAUGUGGCUCAAUUCACGGCGGAGUCGGUUCAGGAUCCUCAUAAUUUCUAUCUCGAGUUUCAGCCGGAAUUUGAGCUGAGCGUGGAGGAGUCGGGAGGGAAGGUGCUUCAGUAGGUAUAUGGCGAUGAUUUGUUAAAUUUAUAUAGGGCUGGGAACCAAGUAGUAGAAAG